Molecule: messenger RNA, 602 nt
Organism: Theobroma cacao (cacao)
Lineage: Eukaryota; Viridiplantae; Streptophyta; Magnoliopsida; Malvales; Malvaceae
Product: small ribosomal subunit protein eS25-like
Source: RefSeq, a predicted model, not a curated record
UCCCUAUGUGUAACAUAGCUACUACUACCUUUGUAUUUUCCCUUCCACUAACCCUGGCGGCUGCUCUGCUUCUUUCCCCUCCCAAGGUCUGUGCCUCUCCAUUGAAUCCAAAUGGCACCGAAGAAGGAUAAGGCACCACCUCCGUCCUCUAAGCCAGCCAAGUCUGGCGGAGGGAAGCAGAAGAAGAAGAAAUGGAGCAAGGGUAAGCAAAAGGAGAAGGUGAACAACAUGGUUUUGUUUGACCAGGCAACAUAUGACAAACUUCUUUCCGAGGUUCCAAAGUACAAGCUUGUUACUCCUUCAAUCCUGUCUGACAGAUUGAGGAUCAAUGGAUCAUUGGCACGUAGGGCAAUUAAGGAUUUGAUGGCAAGAGGUUCCAUCAGGAUAAUUUCUGCUCAUGCCAGCCAGCAGAUAUACACAAGAGCCACCAAUACCUAGAUGAGGGGAAACUGAACUAUCAAUCUGUCUUCUAUGGAUGAUAGUUGCUGUUUUUGUUAGGGAACUAGUGCCUUUCUUAUGAACUGUUAUUUACAUCUUUAUUUUUUCCGAAAUACAUUUUUGCUCAUAAUUUAAUGAGAAGUUUAUUCUAUCAUUGAGUGUUU